Messenger RNA from Onychomys torridus (southern grasshopper mouse), 438 nucleotides. It is a transcript of the gene Pla2g2d, whose product is annotated as phospholipase A2 group IID. Gene Ontology annotation, biological process: lipid catabolic process; arachidonate secretion; negative regulation of T cell proliferation. The record is from RefSeq and is a predicted model, not a curated record. Gene Ontology annotation, molecular function: calcium ion binding; phospholipid binding. Lineage: Eukaryota; Metazoa; Chordata; Mammalia; Rodentia; Cricetidae. The coding region runs from base 1 to 438 and encodes 145 amino acids. The transcript has 4 exons.
AUGAGGCCUGCCCUGCUGUGUGGGUUGCUGCUGCUGGCUGGUAUGACUCCAACCCAGGGAGGGCUCCUGAACCUGAGCAAGAUGGUCAGACAUACAACUGGAAAGAUAGCCUUCUUCAACUACUGGCCCUAUGGCUGCCACUGUGGACUUGGUGGCAAAGGAGAACCCAAAGAUGCCACAGACUGGUGCUGUCAAAGACACGAUUGCUGCUAUACUCACCUGAAGAUGGAUGGAUGCAGGAUCUUUACAGACAGUUACAAAUACAGCAUUUCCCAGGGAAAUAUCCAGUGCUCUGACAAAGGGAGCUGGUGUGAGAAGGAGUUGUGUGCUUGUGACAAGGAGGUGGCCUUGUGCCUGAAGCGAAAUCUGAACAGCUACAACAAGCGCCUGCGUUACUACUGGCGGCCCCACUGCAGGGGCAAGAUUCCUACAUGCUAG